UCUUAACAGGUGCCGCUGCAUGCCCAAACAUGGCGGCUCCCAUGGGCGAUUCAUUGAAACAUGCUUUGCAAUUUAAAGUUGUUGCAAAGUGUAAAGUUACGAAAGCGAGGGCAUCAGUGUUAACUCUUCCACAUGCAGUCAUCGAGACGCCAAUAUUUAUGCCUGUGGGCACACAGGGCACCCUCAAAGGUCUUCUACCGAAGCAGAUUGAAGAACAGAACUGCCGGCUCAUUCUGUCGAAUACUUACCACCUAGGCAUGCGACCGGGCAUUGAUAUUAUAGAGAAGGCAGGUGGUCUUCAUAAGUUUAUGGCAUGGAAUAAUGCCCUACUGACGGACAGCGGUGGCUUCCAGAUGGUGUCUUUGGUCAAACUCAGUGAAGUAACUGAGGAAGGCGUCCGUUUUGUGUCGCCUUACGAUGAGCGAGAAAUCAUGCUGUCACCUGAAAAGUCCAUCGAGAUUCAGAAUGUUCUCGGAUCGGACAUCAUGAUGCAGCUAGAUGAUGUAGUGAGCAGUACUAUAUCUGGACCUCGUGUUGAAGAGGCCAUGCACAGGACAAUCCGCUGGGUUGAUCGGUGUGAAAAAGCUCACAAGAACCGCGCCACUCAAAACAUCUUCCCUAUAGUCCAAGGUGGGCUGGAUGCCGAUCUGCGAAGACGCUGUGCAUUGGAGCUCUUAAAGCGUGACGUUGCCGGGUAUGCCAUAGGAGGUUUAAGUGGUGGAGAAAGCAAAGAUGACUUCUGGCCCAUGGUGCACCUCAGUACGGAUCUUCUGCCACCCAAUAAGCCUCGCUACCUCAUGGGAGUUGGUUUUGCGGUGGACCUGGUCAUUUGCAGCGCCCUCGGCUGUGAUAUGUUUGACUGCGUUUUCCCGACCAGAACAGCCAGGUUUGGCUGCGCAUUGGUGCCAUGGGGACAGCUAAACCUAAAGCAGGAGACCUUCAAGAACGACACACGACCCAUUGAAGAUGGCUGUCCAUGCACAACAUGUAGGGACUACACCAGAGCCUACUUGCAUCACAUCGUCAAGCAGGAGACUGUUGCGUGCCACCUGGUGUCUAUCCAUAAUGUCAACUAUCAGAUGCGUCUGAUGAAGAGCAUUCGGGAUAACAUCAUUGCUGGCACGUUCGACACCUUCGUGAAGGACUUCAUGCGGAACUCAUUUCCUAAAGGAGAUUACCCUAAUUGGGUCGUGGAUGCCUUGGCUGCCGUGAAUGUUACUCUAGGCAGUUAGAAAUAAUCAUCAAGAACGUUGUUGUUUCCUACAUCGCAUGCCACCUGCGAGAUGUUUCACUGGAACCUGCAUUUACAUCCAUUGUGCAGCUUCAUUGUAGAUGUAUAACAAAACAGUAGACAGACUUUGAGGUGUUUAUGAUAUACUGUAAAUAUAUUUUUAUUCGCGAGUAUUUAAUUUCGCGAUUCCAGGGCUGUUUGCUUUCGUCGGAUAAACGUCAAGCUGUGUUCACGAACACAAUUUUUCUCGAUUUUUUAGCGGUCGCGAAAUUCGCGAAAAUUAAUACAUCGCGAAUAAAAAUACGUUUACAGUAUGCAGAAUCUUGACAAAAGUUGAGAUUGAGAGAGGGACUUUUACGUUUUAGAUCAUGAUGGUCAUAGUUAAGGAUAAUUUUUGCUGUCUUUAGCUUGUGUGUUACCACUGUUCUGCUUAGCACUAUAGAAGGCAGAGAUGUAGUCAAUCAGCAUUAGAAUCCAUUUGCAUUGCUUUCUUGUCCCCUCACUUCGGUGUUGGACCAUGGUAGGACCAUAGUGUAUCCAUUGUAUCUCGAUUCCUUUUGACUACUGCAUGAAGAGUAUUUUUCUAAGACAAUUUUUAUGUACAGCACAUAUAAAACUAUUUUAUAUUCACAUUAAAAGAUUUCUGAACAUGA
Messenger RNA from Ornithodoros turicata, 1884 nucleotides. It is a transcript of the gene Tgt, whose product is annotated as queuine tRNA-ribosyltransferase catalytic subunit 1-like. Gene Ontology annotation, cellular component: cytosol. Gene Ontology annotation, molecular function: tRNA-guanosine(34) queuine transglycosylase activity. The coding region runs from base 30 to 1232 and encodes 400 amino acids. NCBI's taxonomy places the organism in Eukaryota, Metazoa, Arthropoda, Arachnida, Ixodida, Argasidae. The transcript has 8 exons. The record is from RefSeq and is a predicted model, not a curated record.